AAUACAUUACUCAAGCAAUGCUUGUGGACUCAAUAUCGUUUAAAUCACAUUAAAAUGACUUCUUUGCUGGUUCCUCCGGAAUCAGUACGAGGAAUGACAUGUUUGGAUCGUUCAGCAUUUACAACUACUGUGAAGUUACCAUUUUUACGACUUGGACAGUUGAGGACCACCAUGGAGGUUCAUACUGCCAGUUUGAUUGUAAUAGGAGAUGAAAUUUUACGUGGACAAAUUAUUGAUACAAAUACAUCAUACCUAGCAAAAAGUUUACAAGCUGCUGGCAUUAAACUUAAGAGAGUCACCGUGAUACCUGAUGUUGUAGAUGGAAUUUCAAAGAUUGUCUGUGAUGCUUCCAAAGAGUAUUCUAUUGUCUUCACAUCUGGUGGUGUUGGACCUACACACGAUGAUGUAACAUACGAAGGUGUGGCCAAGGGUUUGGGAUUGAAACUUGAACAACAUGAAGAAUUGGUUGGUGUUCUUGCAGAUGUCUUUCCCAAUCAACCCGAACGCUAUCGUCUUGCUAUUGUACCGAGUCCUUGUGAACUUAUUUAUGUUCCGUUGCAGAGAAAGUAUGCAGUUAUAAAAGCGAAGAACGUGUAUGUGUUGCCAGGCUCACCAAAAUAUUUUGAGCCCGCUGUUGAUGUGAUAGUACCAAAAUUAAAACACGGUACUCCUGUUCACUUUGAGUACAUAGACGUUAAUUUAGACGAAUUAUCUAUCGUGGAAACAUUGGACGAACAUGCAAAACGUUGGAAAGAUAAAGUCCUCAUUGGUAGUUAUCCACAGACAGCACCAGAACCAUGUACGAGAAUCACAUUUGAAGGGGAAACAGAACACGUUUUAGAAGCAAAAGUUGAACUUCUGUAUUCUUUACCUGGUCAAAAGUUACAAACUCUAGAAAAUGGAUUUACUGAUUACCAUGCAAGAACUGUUAUAAAAGCAGCCGAUGAUGAAGCUCAUGUGAAGUCUGCUUUGGAUAUCUUGCAAGAAUGUUACAAAACGUAUAAACCGGAAGAUAUUUUUAUCAGUUUCAAUGGUGGUAAGGAUUGCACAGUGGUCUUACAUUUGGCCGCUGCUAUUGCAAAAUUACGAAACAUGCCGUCCUUGUUAUGUUUGUAUGUAACAGCUGAUUCAUUUCCAGAGGUGGAUUCUUUCGUCGAGAAAGCCGCUCAGUAUUAUAAUUUAGAAUUGAUAAGGAAGGAACGUCCUAUAAUUGCGGCGUUAAGUGCGCUGGUGGAGGAAAGGAAGAAUUUAAAAGCAAGCCUGAUGGGAAUGAGGAAGGGUGAUCCCGGUUCAGAGAACGUAAAGCCUUUCACGCAAACCGAUCCAGGUUGGCCGAAUAUAAUUCGUGUAAAUCCUAUUUUAAACUGGACGUACGAGCAAGUGUGGAGUUUUUUGCUGAAACACAACGUACCAUACUGCUCGUUGUACGAUCAAGGUUAUACAAGUUUAGGUUCGAAGUCCACUACGCUACCGAAUCCACGAUUGAAGAAUCCGAAUAAUUCUUCGUCCUACCUUCCGGCCUACACUUUGGUCGACGAGUCGACCGAAAGGCAAGGCAGAGUAUAAAUGAAAUGUCACAUUUAUUUCCAUGCGAUAAAAUUGUGUGAAAUGGCGUGAACCUUACCACGACUUGUCUGUGCUAUGCAACUUGAAAACGCUUUUACCAAAAAGACAAGAAAUAUAUUUUACAUCUCGUAUAAUUUAAAGUAUACGAUUGAAUGCACAAUUUACAAUACUUCACUAUAUAUUUUUACGAAUAAGCAACCGGAAAAUAAAUCACUUAAUUAUUUAAUUAAGCAGCACCUACUGGUUUAGGUAUUCAAUUUUGACUAUA
Dufourea novaeangliae is the source of this 1834-nucleotide messenger RNA. RefSeq names its product FAD synthase-like. The record is from RefSeq and is a predicted model, not a curated record. Gene Ontology annotation, molecular function: FMN adenylyltransferase activity. Gene Ontology annotation, biological process: FAD biosynthetic process. Bases 55 to 1566 code for a protein of 503 amino acids. The transcript is spliced from 7 exons. Lineage: Eukaryota; Metazoa; Arthropoda; Insecta; Hymenoptera; Halictidae.